This is a messenger RNA of Dipodomys ordii (Ord's kangaroo rat), 4403 nucleotides long. RefSeq names its product kelch-like family member 15 (gene Klhl15). Bases 80 to 1894 code for a protein of 604 amino acids. The transcript has 3 exons. The record is from RefSeq and is a predicted model, not a curated record. Gene Ontology annotation, cellular component: Cul3-RING ubiquitin ligase complex; nucleus. Gene Ontology annotation, biological process: protein ubiquitination; nuclear protein quality control by the ubiquitin-proteasome system. Gene Ontology annotation, molecular function: protein binding. Lineage: Eukaryota; Metazoa; Chordata; Mammalia; Rodentia; Heteromyidae.
CUUUUACAGAUGCAGAGAGAAGGCCAAAAAGGUUUACAGAAUUGUAAGGUACUUCUCUUCUAAAACUAUCAGGUGAUUCAUGGCAGGGGACGUGGAAGGUUUCUGUUCCUCAAUCCAUGACUCCAGUGUCUCUGCUGGGUUCAGAGCACUGUAUGAGGAGGGCCUGCUUCUUGAUGUUACUCUGGUUAUUGAAGAUCACCAGUUCCAGGCCCAUAAAGCACUCCUUGCCACCCAGAGUGAUUACUUCAGAAUUAUGUUUACUGCAGACAUGAGGGAACGAGAUCAGGACAAAAUUCAUUUGAAAGGUCUAACAGCUACUGGUUUCAGCCAUGUCCUUCAAUUUAUGUACUAUGGGACUAUAGAACUCAGUAUGAAUACUGUUCAUGAGAUUCUUCAGGCCGCUAUGUAUGUCCAACUUAUAGAAGUGGUGAAGUUUUGUUGCUCUUUCCUAUUAGCAAAAAUCUGCCUGGAAAACUGUGCAGAAAUAAUGAGGCUCUUAGAUGAUUUUGGUGUAAACAUAGAGGGAGUCAGGGAGAAGCUGGAUACUUUUCUUCUGGACAACUUCGUACCACUCAUGUCCAGGCCUGACUUCUUGUCCUAUUUGAGCUUUGAAAAGCUCAUGUCUUAUUUGGAUAAUGAUCAUCUGAGCAGGUUUCCUGAGAUCGAGCUGUAUGAAGCUGUGCAGUCUUGGCUGCGGCAUGAUAGAAGGCGCUGGAGACAUACUGAUACCAUCAUUCAGAACAUCAGAUUUUGUUUGAUGACCCCAUCCAGUGUUUUUGAGAAGGUUAAAACAUCAGAAUUUUAUCGAUACUCCCGACAGCUGCGCUACGAAGUUGACCAGGCACUGAAUUACUUUCAGAACAUUCACCAGCAGCCCCUAUUGGACAUAAAAUCAAGCCGCAUUCGUUCUGCCAAACCUCAAACUACAGUAUUCCGGGGCAUGAUUGGACAUAGCAUGGUAAACAGUAAGAUACUCCUACUGAAGAAGCCACGAGUCUGGUGGGAGCUGGAAGGCCCACAAGUACCUCUACGGCCAGACUGUCUUGCCAUCGUCAAUAACUUUGUGUUCCUGUUAGGUGGGGAAGAACUGGGCCCUGAUGGUGAAUUCCAUGCUUCUUCCAAAGUGUUCAGGUAUGACCCAAGACAAAAUUCUUGGCUGCGGAUGGCAGAUAUGUCUGUACCACGUUCAGAAUUUGCAGUUGGUGUUAUUGGGAAGUUCAUUUAUGCUGUAGCUGGCCGAACCAGAGAUGAGACUUUCUAUUCAACUGAGAGAUAUGACAUUACCAAUGAUAAGUGGGAAUUUGUGGAUCCCUAUCCAGUUAACAAAUACGGACAUGAGGGGACUGUGCUAAACAACAAGUUAUUUAUCACUGGCGGAAUCACCUCAUCUUCAACUUCUAAACAAGUAUGUGUGUUUGACCCCAGCAAAGAAGGAACCAUAGAACAGCGAACCAGGAGAACUCAAGUAGUUACCAAUUGCUGGGAGAACAAGAGCAAGAUGAAUUAUGCCAGAUGCUUUCACAAGAUGAUUUCUUACAAUGGCAAGCUUUAUGUCUUCGGUGGCGUCUGCGUGAUCUUGAGGGCCUCUUUUGAAUCUCAGGGCUGCCCAUCCACAGAAGUAUACAACCCAGAGACUGAUCAGUGGACCAUCUUGGCAUCCAUGCCAAUUGGUAGAAGUGGCCAUGGCGUGACUGUGCUAGAUAAACAAAUAAUGGUUCUUGGAGGCCUUUGCUAUAACGGUCAUUACAGCGAUUCCAUUCUUACUUUUGAUCCGGAUGAAAACAAGUGGAAGGAAGAUGAGUACCCUAGGAUGCCCUGCAAGCUAGACGGUUUACAAGUGUGCAACCUACAUUUCCCGGACUAUGUACUGGAUGAGGUCAGGCGUUGCAACUAAUGAUGUCCAUCUCCCUAAAAGCAAAAGUGAAACGAAGCAUUUGUUUGUGAUACAGUAGUUACUUAAAAACGUAUAAAGAAAAAAAAAACCUCACCAGUUUUACUAUUAAAGCCAUUGGUCUAAUGUAAGAAGUUUUCAUUCUGUGCUAGCAUAUUUUUUUUAAGUUUUCAGUGGCCUCAGACUCAUGCAAUAAGUUAAUUCUAAGCGCUAGCUCUUGAAACUACUUCCAGAAGCAGUUUAAUAGAAUGCUCCACUUAUCUAGGAAGUUGAUUUUCUGCUUUAAACAUUUUUUUCAUAUGUUAGUGUAGGAAUCUUCUAAGAGAAGACCCAAUAAGUGUACUGGAUGUGAUUUCAGUCCCUAUCUGAAACCUUUUUGAACAGUACUUUCAGUGUAUUUCAGUCUGUUACAUGUUUUGGUUUUAUUAUUUAAAAGUUUAAAACUCUUGACUUUUUUGCAUGGCUUUUUGCUGAAAAUGCAAAAAUAUAAAUUUUCUACAAAAUGACCUUUUAUAUUCAGAACACUAUUUCUAAGCUGCCUUCUCUUACCUGCAUUGUGUUAGUGAAAGCAUCUCCAUACUCGCAUCCAUCCUAUAAAUAUAUAAGGUGUGGUUAGGCUUCUAUAUUUUUAAGCUUGUGUACUUGCACUCCGUUUGCCAUACUUGUCGAAUUUUUGUAUGUAAUGUCUUUUCAUGUAUUAACGUUUUUUAGAAAGGUAAAUUAACUGGAGUCCUCAUUUGGUAUCAAAGUAGCCUGUCUUCAAGUCCAUAUUGAUUCAGUAAUAUUUGGACUCCUUAUAUUCCUGAAAUGUAUGGAUUUAUAAAAACUAACAUUUUUAUUUUCUAAAGUUAAAUGUUAAUGUUCUUUGUGGAUGUAUGUCUUUUCUUUCUGAAAAUGUUUUCUCUUUGCAGUCUGUUUAUUGUUGCCCUGUUUUAGUGAGAAAUGGCGUGGUUUAUGACAAGCUCUGACCCUGCAGCGUGCAAGCACUUUUAAAGAGAAGUAGGUAAUACCACACUCCUAAAUAAAGGCCCCUUUAAAGUAAGUGCAACUCCCAUUUUUUUUUUUUUACGUCCAGUCAGGCUGCUGCAUUUGUUAUUGAAUGGAAGGUGGCAACUCUCAGAAAGUUUGAGCUCAGUUUUGACUUAGAGGUAAGAAACUUAAUUACAAUGUUAAUGAUUAUAUCUACUUGUUUAUUUUGUACAAAGUAGUGGCACUAAGGAUGUCAGCUCUCAGCUUUCGUUUAAUUUUCUGGAAGCUACUGGCAUGAAGGUCGAUAGUAAUCACAAAGUUCCUGAUGGAUCAACAUAGCUGUUGAAAAGCAUUUAUAAAUGUUUUAGAAUUAGCUGCACCUUUCAACUCUUUAAAUGCAAAAGAAGAAGUGUAGUUGACAAAAUUAAGCAAGAAUGACUUGGGAGUGGAUGAUUUAAAUUGAUUCUACUUUCUCAUGAGAGGUCUAUCUCUGAUACAGACUAGAUCUACCCUGGCAAAUUUUGCCAGAUCUUAGAAUUUUGGUGCAAUAGUGCAAUGCCUUCUAUAUGGCUGCUGUUGUAUAAAUGUUGUACUUUCACUUUUUUUUUUCUGCUGCCACCACUGAACAUAGAAGCGUGAAGUUGUGGAAAUGUGAAGAUUUUGUCAGUUCAGUUAGACAUAGUAGGACACAAAACCUGAUUUCAAAUCUCCAAAACGGAGGCAUUUAAGUUUAAGAAACAGCCAGGUUACAGAAGUAACUUUUUUGGGUCUAGAAUCCAAGAGCCCAAGUUGCUAUUAUACAGUUGGCAUUGGUUUCAGGAAUUAAGUUAAUAUUAGUGGGGCCUACAUUUUUCAUUUAGCGAUCUUUCAUUCACUUAAAAUUUAUAAAAAUGGAUCAAUAUCUUGUCUUUCUUAUGUUUUCAAAAUAAUAAUCUUUUGAACAGAGAAUUAAAGUUAGCCACGUAAUUCUUUUCAAAUAUAUCAGUUCACUUAGGAUCUUGUAUGUGUGCUCUAUUGUUUUUAAGAAAAUAAUGUCUUCAUUAUUUUCCUUGUUGAUGUCUUUUGUGGGAAAAGUCCAGGAAAGAGCUAUCAGCCACAGUUACUGCAUCAAAGGCUUUACACUCCAGUCGUGGUUCUCUUUAAUUGCUUAGAUAUAAAAAUCUAGCCCUAGUUAGGGUAACAACAUCUGAGCAAAUAAUUGGAUGUUCUUGGUCUCUUGGUCUUCCAUUUUAAAGAUACAAGGCCAAGGUCAGAGUUCAUGUUUCAUAAAAUUCAUGGAAUAUUAACUUGAACUAACUAGGUUCAGCUUCACGUAAGUCAUGUCUGACCUGAUGUUAGCUGUAAUUACUUUUGAGCUUUAAGAAUAGUUGCUGUUUGCUUUGGUUCUGAAUGUAUGAAAAAAACUCUUCGGUUUAUGUGUAGUCAUAAUUUAGUUUAUAAAUCCAUGAUUAACUUACAUUCCCUUUUAAAAGUAUAGUUUUAAUUGCUUCAAGAGAUUUAUUUUUGUUAUACUAAACUAUGGACUUUUUUUCCUAGAUUUUUU